Messenger RNA from Cutaneotrichosporon cavernicola, 1521 nucleotides. RefSeq lists its product as uncharacterized. The transcript is spliced from 5 exons. Bases 1 to 1521 code for a protein of 506 amino acids. Lineage: Eukaryota; Fungi; Basidiomycota; Tremellomycetes; Trichosporonales; Trichosporonaceae. The record is from RefSeq and is a predicted model, not a curated record. Gene Ontology annotation, cellular component: mitochondrion; oxoglutarate dehydrogenase complex. Gene Ontology annotation, molecular function: dihydrolipoyl dehydrogenase (NADH) activity; flavin adenine dinucleotide binding.
AUGCUUUCCCGGUCCACCGUCUCUUCGGGCCUCCUCCGCCCCCUCACCAACCCCGCUUCGUCGUACGCUGCCGCCCGUGGCCUCCUCCGCGUCCGUGGCCUCGCGUCUGAGGCUGGUGCUUAUGACCUCGCCGUCAUUGGCGGUGGCCCCGGUGGCUACGUUGCUGCCGUCAAGGCCGCGCAGCUCGGCAUGAAGACCGUCUGCAUUGAGAAGCGCGGCGCCCUCGGCGGCACCUGCCUGAACGUCGGUUGCAUUCCCUCCAAGGCCAUGCUCAACAACUCGCACAUCUACCACACCAUUGUUCACGACACCAAGAACCGCGGUAUCGAGGUCGGCGAGGUCAAGGUCAACCUUGACAAGAUGCUCCAGGCCAAGGAGUCGUCGGUCAAGGCUCUCACUGGCGGUAUCGAGUCGUACCUCUUUAAGAAGUACGGUGUCGACUACAUCAAGGGUGAGGCUUCGUUUGCCAGCCCCGACAAGAUCGACGUCAAGCUCCUUGACGGCGGCGAGACCCAGGUCGAGGCCAAGAACGUCAUCAUCGCCACUGGCUCCGAGGUCACCCCAUUCCCAGGCAUUGAGAUUGACGAGGAGCGCAUCGUCUCGUCGACCGGUGCCCUCUCCCUCAAGGAGGUCCCCAAGCGCAUGAUCGUCAUCGGCGGUGGUGUUAUUGGUCUCGAGCUCGGCUCGGUCUGGUCGCGCCUCGGUGCCGAGGUCACUGUUGUCGAGUUCCUCGGCGGCAUUGGUGGUGCCGGCAUUGACGGCGAGGUCGCCAAGACCUUCCAGAAGUCGCUCCAGAAGCAGGGCUUCAAGUUCAAGCUCAACACCAAGGUCAUGGGCGCCAAGCGUGAGGGUGACAUCAUCAAGGUCGAGGUCGAGUCUGCCAAGAACGGCAAGAAGGAGGAGCUCGAGGCCGACGUUCUUCUUGUCGCCAUCGGUCGCCGCCCUGUGACCAAGGGCCUCAACCUCGACAAGAUUGGCGUCGAGGUCGACGACAAGGGCCGCGUCGUCAUUGACGACCAGUACAACACUUCGGUCAAGAACGUCCGCUGCAUCGGUGACGCCACUUUCGGCCCCAUGCUCGCCCACAAGGCCGAGGAGGAGGGUAUCGCCGCCGUCGAGUGGAUCAAGAACGGGCACGGGCACGUCAACUACGAGGUCAUCCCCUCGGUCGUUUACACUCACCCCGAGGUCGCCUGGGUCGGCAAGACCGAGGAGGACCUCAAGAAGGCCGGUGUCGAGUACAAGGUCGGCAAGUACCCCUUCGCCGCCAACUCGCGUGCCAAGACCAACCAGGACACUGAGGGCUUUGUCAAGCACCUCGUUGAGAAGGACACUGACCGUAUCCUCGGCACUCACAUCAUUGGAGCCACCGCCGGCGAGAUGAUCGCGGAGGCCUGCCUUGCUCAGGAGUAUGGCGCUGGAAGCGAGGACAUUGCCCGCGUCUGUCACGCCCACCCUACACUGUCCGAGGCAUUCAAAGAGGCUGCUAUGGCUGCGCACGGCAAGCCCAUCAACUUCUAA